Molecule: messenger RNA, 1794 nt
Organism: Mesocestoides corti
Lineage: Eukaryota; Metazoa; Platyhelminthes; Cestoda; Cyclophyllidea; Mesocestoididae
Source: the annotation of a GenBank genome assembly
AUGCAAAGUGUGAAGAACCUAGAAGGACAACAUGAGCACACUCUGGUUCCACUAGACAAUAGUUUUGGUGAAGCGUCUAUCGAUACCGUGAAAAAGAGUGGUGACAUUGAGUCAGACUCAGACGAAAGUAUGGUGGUGUACGACUUCUCAGACACGGAUAAACCAUUUACUUCUUGGAGUGAAGCUGAUUUCCUAGAUAAACCCAACCAAAAAAUUAGAGGAGUCAACAAGUUAUUUCAGUUUAUUGCCAACGUUCAAGGGGCUUCAUUCAGGAAACAGCCAGUUGAUGAAGAUGUAGAGCCAGUGUGUUGCGACGGGGUAUUCGGCCUCAUGGGCUUGACCCUUCUAAUGUUGGUGGACAUCGCUUAUGUGGCCUAUGCAACCUACCGCAACAACCUCGCUGCAGAGGAUGAUGUCCGCCUUAUUUGGCUAUCAGCAAUUUUUUGGCUUGUGAUUCUCAUAAAGAUAGGACGGCGAAUUGUCCGUCUGGGCAAAUUAAAGGGUGGUUGUUGGGCUGCAUUCGUGCCGAUCGGAAAACUCUAUCACACUAUUGCAGUCUGCCUUGCCUGGCCGUUCAAGGCCCCUUGGAGGGCCGUUUGGAAGAAUGUCAACGCCGAUAAAAAGACAAUUAAGAAAAGAAAAGCCCUCGUGAAAAUGAUAUUUUCAGCGAUCAUCAUGCUUGGCUUCACAGUCUUCUGUUUAGUCUACUAUGUGCUAUUAGUAAAGGUGGAGAACUUGGUUUCCCUCUCAGGCAUCGCUCUUCUCGUCCUUGUCUCAAUCUGCUUGUCGAGGUUUCCAGGCAAGAUCAACUGGCAACCGGUUCUCAAUUGCUUAUUCUUACAACUUCUGCUUGCAUUUUUGACACUGAAAACGAGACCGGGUUAUAUUACCUUUGAGUUUCUUGGUCAAAGGAUGGCGGAGUUCCUCAGACAUAGUGAUGCCGGUGCCACCUUUGUGUUCGGCAACCUGAACUGUUUUGCAUUCAACGUUCUUCCAGUUGUCGUCUUUUUCUCCUCCUUCAUGGCAAUCAAUUUUCAUUUGGGCAUCGUCCAACUUGUUAUCGACAAGCCCUCUGCUGCUGCGGCGAAGUUGCUAAAAACCACGAGCCCAGAAACUCUCAACGCCAUCGCAAAUAUCUUUGUCUCAAUGACAGAAGCUCCGUUGAUUACGCGGCCAUAUCUCCCCAUGCUGACCAACUCAGAGUUGCACGCAAUAUUCGUAAACGGAUUCGCGUCGGUAUCAGGCUCCGUCAUGGCUGCGUUUAUCGGAUUUGGUAUCCCACCAAAUCAUUUGUUGAUCGCCUGUGUGAUUUCUGCUCCCGCAGCAUUGGCUACCUCCAAGAUUAUGUAUCCUGAGACAAAAAUCUCACCAAUGACAAGUUCAAAGGUUUCACUCAAAAUGAAGAGUCCUUACCAAAGUGUACUUGAAGCCGCAAUGGUCGGUGCUAUGGACGCGAUCCCAAUUUGUGGAGGAGUUGUUGCAAAUCUCAUUGCCUUCCUCAGUAUCUACAACUUCCUCAACCGAACCCUUGUUUGGAUGGGUAAACGUGCUUGCCUGGGGUUCGAUUUAACGUUCGAGGUUGUAUUUUCGUACAUUCUGUGGCCUAUUUCGUACACAAUGGGCGUUCCCACAGACGACGCAUUAAAGGUGGCUGAAUUAAUCGGUAUCAAGACUUUCCUGAAUGAAUUCGCCGCCUACGAUCGUCUUGGUACGUCAAAGGUUUCAACAGUUACCAUUUCGGGAAAGAAUGCAUGCUUGAAUAUAGGCGUCAACAUCUCACUUCUAGCAGGCUAA